AUGGCAAAAAUGAAAACUAUAUCCGAUGCCAGGUUUGAACAUAAUGGAACUUGGAAAUUAAUCGCUAUAAUAUUGAGCAACCUCGGCAACCCCGAUAACACCGGCAACACCGACAACAUCGACAACACCGACAAUAUUGACAACACCGACAACACCGAUAACACCGACAACACCGACAACCUAUGGCCGCUCACUUUAUUCAAAAUGAAAGGACGCGUCCACGGAACGGAUGUUUGUGAGCUCGCGAAUUGCCUUACCUACGUCCAGGUAAACAUCUACAACACCGACAUUUUAACUUUGAAAGAACAUGGCUUCGACAUUGAGGAUUGGCUUAGGGACACAGGCUACCGUUCUAUCAUAAUGGACGUGCCAGUUCUUAAUUCUUUGAAUGAGUCUGCAGGCGAGAUUGUGGCCAGACGCAGACAUGAUGCGGAGAAAAAAUUACAAAGGGGAAAGAUGGUCGUCCAUACUCCUGACUUACACGAUGAUGUUCUCACACCUAAAUCGUCCUCAAAGCCUCCAAAUACCCUUAGACAUGCUCUAGCGAAAGGAAAUGGAGAGAUCUCAGAAGAUGAAACACUUUACGAGGAUUGCAAGCUGUUGUCAGGAGAGGAACCGCAUAUUGAUACUGCAAUAGGAGAAACUACAUCAAUGGGUUGUGCCAAAGACCGUCAUAGUAAUUCUACCCUCCACCACAGCAUCCCAACAUUGGAGAGGCCUACGAUUACCCGGAAUAAUGGUGUAGAUGAAGAAAUGUCAGGACUCGUAAGCGCUACCGCUGGACACAGAGCAGACGAUUUGAUGAGCGAUGACACUUCUUAUGUUAUCACCGAACUGCGUCCCCCUAUCGCACCACUGAACAUCAAAAGCUCGGAAACCAUCGAACAAAACAACACUGCAUCCAAUAUAGCAGCUAUAAGCCCAUCAGAAUCUCGUAGUAUAAAUGCUGAUAGUUCUAUAGUGCAUGACACUGGAAACGAAGCCGAAAUGUCACCAAAGGUGAACGCUCCUGCAAGAAAAGGCAGAUGGAAGAAUCACCAGUUAUCGCCUUUUGUAAGGACCUUUGAGUGCCACUACCCGGCGUGUACCACCAAAAUCAUAUGGCGUCCAGGAUAUGGUAAGAAUCGCUUGGUCACUCAUGUAAGAAUUCACUGGGGAAAGAAGCUGAAGAAGUGCAGGCAUUGCGAUUACUCGGCUACACACUGGGGCGGGAUUUAUCAACAUCACCAACGCAAACAUCCAGAUGAGGAAUUUGCCGGUGCCAUCGAUCUUGAGACAGAGGAAGAUAUGAGAGAGCUGAUGGAACUUUGGAGGCAAUGUUAUCCAGCUCUACCUUGGCAACGAUAUGCACGUACCAUCCCUAUAUACUAGCAUUUGAUUGCUAAAUAUAGAAAUUGACAACGUCGUGGCCUGGCAACAACGUCUUAUUUUUCCAUAGAAUAUCGGCUGUAAGGUACACAACCAUCCAUCGUCAUUUCUAUUGCAAAGCGUCUACAUUUGAAACUUAGCUAAGUCGCAGUACACACCGCCAGCCAUCUAUUUUUUGCUGUCAGCCGUGUUCAGGUGCUGUUGAAGAAGAAUUUUGUGACCGUAAGCUGGCACGUAUCACACGCGCAAGCCGUUUUCUACAUAGCUGUCAUAAUGUUUAGAGCAUAUGUAUUUUGUUUGUUUGUCGUCAACUUAUAGUAAAUUGUUCUUGUAUAUCUUAUGCUACUUUGUGCCUGUAAAAUUUGUGUCUUUGUCCUAGUAAGUUUCUGUAGUCCACCAAGUGCUGAAUAAUUAAGAAAUCUAUGUUGAUGCGCUGUAUCUCGUUUGCUGUGUUUUUAUUCAGGUGGUCAUCAAAUAAUAUGUAUUUAGUGUUUUAUAGCGUAAU
Molecule: messenger RNA, 1873 nt
Organism: Cylicocyclus nassatus
Lineage: Eukaryota; Metazoa; Nematoda; Chromadorea; Rhabditida; Strongylidae
Source: the annotation of a GenBank genome assembly